AAAAUUGCAAUAAAAAAAAAAAUUAUAACAUCAGCGGCUAACAAUUACUUUCCAUAUUCCACUACAAAUCUCAAGCUCUCUCACAUCACACUUCACGUUCACGUUCACACAACAACCAAAAAACUGGUCACAUGUUGCAUAUUAUACACACAUUGACCUAAAUCGCUUUUAUAUCAAGCUCCAACAAAAUACAAUAAUUACAACGAGCAACGAAAGAGAAAAUCCAAUGCACCACGACGACCACACCACACCGCCAAGAUGUUCGCUUCAAACCAAUCCAACCAACACCAACCAACAAUUCACAUUGACAUGAAUUUGACGGCGGAUUCUAUUCGAAUUUAUUUCACACCGAUUGUUAACGUGAAGCUGAAAUAAUCUCUCUGAGCCAGCACAGCUAAUAGCGACAUAGGCGACAACGACCAGCCAACUGCAACUGUUACUCGUUGGUAUGGUCUUGGUCGUGUGGUAAAAUCUAUCUUCUCUCUCUCCGUUCCGUACAUACAGUCAGUAAUAAUACACACACUCGUUUGCGUUUUGUUGGCCUAUUUGGAAGACAAAAGCUCACUAAGUGAAAGCUUCCCCAUUCAAUACAGUUCUGACCGUUAACAUUACUAGUUGGGAUUAUUUUCUCUCGGAUCUUUGGGCUCUCGACUCGGUACUUUUUUGCCCGUGUGCAGCCCCGCUUAUGAUUGAUCCUAUUCGUAUUAACUCCUUGUUAAGAUUUCAAAUAUCCUGUGAAAUAUCUGUCUAACGAAUUUGUGCCAAAUUUAUACAUGUUAACAGCAAUUUCGUUUGUCUAUAAAAAAAAAAUAAUGAACAAAUGUAGACCCUAAAUGUGACCUCAAAAAUUUCAAAGUUAAAAGUCGGUUACGUUUUGAACUUGAAUUAUAAAAAAAAGCCGCCUAUCACCGCGCUCUGCCGGUUUGUGUGUCAGUGUGACAGAACGAUCAACUGACGGUAUAUUACUUUCAUUUAGUGUUUUAAAAAGUUACUAUACCAGUUUAAGGUAGAGUUCGGCUCUGCGUUAAAGUGAAAAUACAUCAAAAAAUUAGAACGUAUUUUCUUUGCUUAUAAUUUUUUUAAUUAAUUAAACCAAUAUAAAAUAAUUAAUUAAAUAAUGUCCGUUGUAUAUACGGUUGAAGGCGAACAACAACUUGUUAUGCCAAAAAUAAAUAAUAUAUUUAAAGGAGCAUCAAAAAACUUACUAUUAUUGCAAGGUUCUGCAGAAACUGCUAAAAUUAAAAAUGCAUUAACACAACGAAUAAUGGUGGCAGAAUUCAUCGCUCGACAGCAUUCGACUGGUUCUCCUGUUAACGGUGAGACACCGAAUCAAAAUCACACAACUUCAAAUAUGCCGGAUACUCUUGGUUCAACAAAUAACACAACAACAAUGAAUUCCAAUAAAUAUAGCCUUCCACCUGUGUCACCAUCACUUUCAGUUAGUGGCGGAAAUUCCAAUAGUGGUCACAACAAUUUUAUGUUACAAGAACCUCUUAGCCCCCAAUCAAUGGAUAUGGAUGGCAACUAUUCUGCGUCAUCAUACGAGCUGGGCUUGAAACGCAAAGAAUUAUUCACUCAAAGAAAACAACGUGAAUUCAUACCGGACAAUAAAAAAGAUGACAGCUAUUGGGACCGAAGAAGACGAAAUAAUGAAGCUGCAAAAAGGUCACGUGAAAAACGUCGUUAUAAUGACAUGGUAUUGGAACAGCGUGUUGUUGAACUUACAAAAGAGAAUCACGUUCUCAAAGCACAGUUAGAUGCAAUUAAAGAUAAAUUCAAUAUAACUGGUGAAAAUUUGGUAAGUGUCGAUCAAAUAAUGGCCACACUCCCAACCACAGAACAAGUUUUAAGUAUUACGAAACGUGCUAAGUUAUCUUCGACCGUACCACCAACAAUUGUCUAUCCACCACACGCUGCGAGUCCAGUUCAAGCAUCAGUGAUACAUCAAACAAUGAAUUGCAUAGAUGGAAUGCCUCCAUCAACAUCACCCUCUAUGCAUCUCCAUUAUCCCCAGUCUAAAGCAAACGGCUUCAAUAAUAUACCCCAUUCUUCGUCCGCCGCGGGACAGCAACAGAUACAACAAAAUUCUAGCAGAACAUCCCCGUCAACAGCAGUGCAAACGCAUCACUCAAAUGUUAUUCACCCGCAACAGCAACAGACGACAGAUCUGCAGCAUGUAUACCAUCGUUCCUGUCAAUCUUUGUCACCGCACAAUAAUAGUUCCCAUAACAGCCACCACUCAUUACAGGAGAGCCAGCAGCAACAACAGCAUAAUAUACUACAACAAGCACCACAAUCACACAAACAGCAACACCAUCGUAACAGUUCCUUAGUUUCUCCUGUCUCAUCCACUUCUUCCUCAGGUGGUGAACUCGACGAACAAAAAUACCAUGGAUAUACAAACAGCACAAAUAGCAGUGGCACUAAUAGUGAUAACGAUUGUGGUAACACGCUAGAUCCAACACAGCAUCACUACCACCAGAUGCAUCAAACUAACAAUAUUCCUCAAAUCUAUAAACACUUUCCAGCCCAUCACCAUCAUCCACAACACCGUUCACCAUUACAAAUGGCCAAUAAUUCAAACCCUGCUCCAGCAUUAUGCCGCAGUGGUGUGCCUAUAGAUGAUUUGGACAAAAUUCGAAGUGUGGUGGCGGUCAUUGGCAAUGGUAAUGGCGAUUCACAAAACUCACCUCCGUCGUCUUCGACCACCUCCCAACAACAACCACUAAAAAGUUUUCAAAUUCACCAAAACUCGCAACAUCAAAAUCAAUUGACAUCAUCUACGUCUUCAUCGCAGCAUCAGUACCAGUUAUGUCAACAAACGGCAACUUCAUACAACAAUCACAACUUGCCUCUUUCACAAUACACAACAACUCAUUUGUCUUUUACCAACUCUCCAACAUCAGCAGCUGCAGCUGCUGCAGUUGCAGCUGUAAUUGGCAGCACUUCCAAUGGAGUGUCAAAUCAAUCAAGACCUGACAGCAAUACACCCUCAGCUGCUCUAGCUUUGGCGGCCAACAUUUCCUACAACGCCUCCGCCGUCUUUAGCACAAAAGAACAGCCCAGCUCAAGUACAAAGGCGACUACUGACACAUACAAUGAAUUAGCUGGCAAUGUGCUGAAUCUGUCACGCAGAGCUUCUUCGCCGUUUGAACUGUCAUGUAGUUUAUCGGCUUCAGGGGCUUUGUCUGGUGAUGAUGAACAAGGUGAUGCCCAACAUCCGGCUGACCUCAAUAACAGCCUCCCGCUUAAACUAAGACACAAGUCACAUUUGGGUGAUAAGGAUGCUGCAUCAGCAUUGCUGGCCCUGCAGCAUAUUAAGCAAGAACCAAACAGCCGUGCUUCACCUCCCUGGGACGGUGAAGGUUCCAGUGAUGAGCGUGAUUCGGGUAUAUCUAUUGGUGGUACGGAAUGGACGGCGCAGCUACAACACAAUAUUAUCGUACCAAUAGCUACGGCUGAAAAUCAAGAGGGGAACAUUUUGAAGUCUCAAAUAGCGAGACUCGAAUCAGAAGUUGCCAAUAUUAAAAAUAUGAUGAUUUUAAGCUCGACUGGACCAUGUGCUACUGCAACUGCGCAGUGAGUUCCUGACAUUAAAAUAAACAAAAACAAAAAAAAAUUAAAUCAAUUUUCUACACGUUUGGAUCUCAUUUUGGGAAUAUUAUAUAGUGUGUGUGUGUGUGUGUUUGUAAUGUUAAAAAGGGAAAGCUUAUAAAAAGUCUUAAAAUAAAUGUCCUAAUUAAUUAUUCUGACAGUUUUAAGCUCACAACUACUGUAAACUAUAUGUAUAUCGCAUUGUUUUUUUUUUUUUUGUAAUUAUAUAUCUGAAAUGGAACUAAUCAAGGGUUAGGUUUUACAUAAAUUUUGUUUAAACUGUUCUUUGAUAUUCAGGCGCGAUAUUCUAUUUUUUUUUACAAAUAAAAGGUUUACUAAACAAGAGCAAAAGACAACAAAUAUAAAAAUUCUGCGAAAUGCAAUAUUCAUCUCAACAGAAAAAGAGAGUUAGUGUACACGCGAUUGAAGUUAUACUUUUCACUAACAGAAAUCCAUUCAGUAGGUUCACACCAUAACAAAUAAUUGCAAUUAUGAGAACCAGAUGGCGCUACUAGUUAAUCCCUUUGACAUUCUUGUCAAAAAGUUAAUUUUCACUCUGUACAAACGCCGGAAAAGAAGUGUAACUUCAAAAAGUUGAUAAAACCGUUGCUUCUAGAAAGCCUAUUAGAAACUACAUAACUAUUAUGUAAAGCUUUAUAGAAGCAAAACUUUUAUUUUUUAUCGAUUUACUCUCAAACAUAAAAAAAAAUCGUGUCGAUAUGAUAUGACGGCUGAUUUAAUAUUAAAACAGUAGUUUCUAUCAAGUUUUUCACUUCCUUUGUAAUUGUUUGUCAUUACUUGUGAUUACAAAAAUCAACCUAAGGAUUAUUCCUAUUAAUAAUAUAUACACAUAAUAUACAACACCUACUUCAAGAAUACAAAAAAAAACACAUUCUUUGAAUUCUUUAUUUGUUUAGAUUAUAGAUCAUAUAUAAAAAAGCAUUGACACAACAGAAAUAAACAUACUAAAAACAUAGAAAAAAAAACAGUAAUUAUCGUACCUGCAAAAAAAUAAACUACAUAUAUACCGGAUCAUUUAUAAAAUAAAACAAAGCAAAUCAAAUUUUAUUUAUGUAUAACUAUACUAUAGCGUUUUCUCAAAAUAAAAAUAUUUUUAUAAAAAAAAAAAACAAAAACAAAAACUUCAUUCAAAUUUUAAGGACUUUAAGCCAAUCAAAUUAUGAAUAAGGAAUUUGUACUUUUACACCUAAAUAAAGAAAAAAUAAGGUCUAUUACAUAUUAUGUAUAUAAAUAUCUAUUUUAUAUUUUUUAAAAGUAUUUCGCGGUAGA
This is a messenger RNA of Episyrphus balteatus (marmalade hoverfly), 4884 nucleotides long. RefSeq names its product G-box-binding factor (gene vri). The coding region runs from base 1118 to 3583 and encodes 821 amino acids. Gene Ontology annotation, biological process: circadian rhythm; regulation of DNA-templated transcription. Gene Ontology annotation, cellular component: nucleus. The transcript is spliced from 3 exons. The record is from RefSeq and is a predicted model, not a curated record. Gene Ontology annotation, molecular function: DNA-binding transcription factor activity; DNA binding. Lineage: Eukaryota; Metazoa; Arthropoda; Insecta; Diptera; Syrphidae.